Molecule: messenger RNA, 683 nt
Organism: Onychostoma macrolepis
Lineage: Eukaryota; Metazoa; Chordata; Actinopteri; Cypriniformes; Cyprinidae
Source: the annotation of a RefSeq genome assembly
AUGAUAGUAAGCUUCUUCGAUCAAUUUGCAAGCCCAUCCUACCUGGGAAUCCCACUAAUUGCCAUCGCAAUUGCCCUCCCCUGAGUACUUUACCCAACCCCAUCAUCUCGAUGAAUUAACAACCGGCUUAUUACGGCCCAAGAAUGAUUUAUCAACCGCUCCACAAAUCAACUAAUAAUACCACUAAGUGUACAAGGACAUAAAUGAGCAUUACUUCUAACUUCACUAAUAAUCUUCUUAAUUACAAUUAAUAUGCUAGGCCUACUACCCUAUACUUUUACACCCACAACACAACUAUCACUUAACAUGGGAUUCGCUGUGCCACUAUGACUUGCCACAGUAAUUAUUGGAAUGCGAAAUCAACCAACAGUCGCCCUAGGACACCUACUUCCGGAAGGAACACCUAUUCCACUGAUCCCAGUACUAAUUAUCAUCGAAACAAUUAGCCUAUUUAUUCGACCAUUAGCCCUAGGGGUUCGACUUACAGCCAACCUAACCGCAGGCCACCUACUAAUCCAACUCAUCGCCACCGCUGUAUUUGUUCUUCUACCAAUAAUACCGACAGUAGCAAUUCUAACUGCCGCCGUACUUUUCCUGCUCACCCUACUAGAAGUAGCAGUUGCAAUAAUCCAAGCCUAUGUAUUUGUACUUCUCUUAAGCCUCUACCUACAAGAAAACACCUA